This is a messenger RNA of Chrysoperla carnea, 1668 nucleotides long. RefSeq names its product RUS family member 1. NCBI's taxonomy places the organism in Eukaryota, Metazoa, Arthropoda, Insecta, Neuroptera, Chrysopidae. The coding region runs from base 103 to 1533 and encodes 476 amino acids. The transcript has 8 exons. The record is from RefSeq and is a predicted model, not a curated record.
AUUUUACAGAAAUAUCACGAACCGCCACGUAUUGAGCAUACGUUAUGUAUUUAUGAGAAAAUAUAUAAACACAUUUAAAUAUCAACGUCGAUUUGUACUAAAAUGAAUUAUAAACCUUUGGAUUAUUGUAAAGCAGUUCAAUUGGGAGAAGAAUCCAUUUUUAAGGAAGUUAAUGCACCUCUUAAAAAAUUAUUAUUUUAUAAAAAAGAAAAAGAUAAUAUUACAAUUUAUAAGUCAGCGACAUCUCCAGGCAAAUCUUAUGGAUCAAUAUAUGAAUUUUUAACAUCUUGUUUACGCGAGGUCUUAUUGCCUAGUGGAUGGCCUUAUAGUGUAAGUGAUGAUUAUAUAAGUUAUCAAAUAUGGGAUUCAGCUCAGGCAUUUUGCAGUGGUAUAACAUCGAUUUUAUCAACUCGUGCCAUUCUAAUUGGCGUUGGCGUUGGUCGCAGUGAAUCAAAACCUUUAUCCGCUACUAUAACAUGGGUAUUAAAAGAUGGGACAGGAAUGUGUGGAAAGAUUAUAUUUGCAUGGUUAAAAGGAAAAAGUCUUGAUACUGAUUGUAAAAAAUGGAGAUUGUUUGCAGAUAUCUUAAAUGAUUCGGCAAUGGCAUUAGAAUUAGUUAUUCCAAUGUUUGUUGAUUAUUCUACAGAAUUGUUAUGUUUUUCAUCAUCGAUGAAAGCUAUUGUGGGAGUAGCUGGUGGAGCUACACGGGCUUCGAUAACACAACAUCAAGCUAUUAGAGACAAUACUGGUGAUGUAUCUGCGAAAGAUGGUAGCCAAGAAACAUUUGUUAAUUUAUGUGCUUCUGUAUUUGGUGUUAUUUUAUUAACUUUUUUCGAUGAAGGAUCAUAUGAUUGGACAUUGUUCGCAAUAUUUUGUAUAUUACAUUUGUAUUGUAAUUAUAAAGCAGUGAAGUCAUUGCAUAUGAGAACUUUAAAUGAAGAACGUUAUACAAUUUUACUAAAACAUUAUUUUUCUACAAAUAAAAUUCUUGAAACUGAAAAAACAAAUAAAAAUGAAUCUGUAUUCUUAGGAAUAGGUUUCUCUGCUCGUAAUUUAUGUAACUUUCGUAUUAGACUUGGAUGUUCCUUAAAUGAGGUUUGCUUAAAAAUAUCACCAAAUUCAUUAGAACGUAUUGUGAAUAUAUUCGAAAAUUGCAAUUAUAUUUUAAUUUUACAUACAAAGAGUCGAACUAUAUGCAUUUUGCUCAAAACAAACGAAACAGCUGAUACCGUUUUAUCAGCGUACUUUGCAGCCGUUUAUUAUGGACUUGCUUUAUCAUAUUAUAAUAGAUUACCAUGGGAAAAAUUAAGUAAUUACGAUACGACUGAAAGUCCGUUAAUAACAAUUAGAAAUUCAAUUGAUAGAACCCAAAACUUGAGUAAAAAGAUAGUUGAUUUAGAAAUAGAAGAUAAGAAAAAUGUUUUAAAAUUAGCUAGAGAUCAAUUUUACAAAUUUCGAGAGAUUGCUAUUAGAGCUGGUUGGAAUAUGAAUACGCAUCAAUUACAACUAGAAGAAUGGCGAUAUCAAAAAUAAUUUAAAAAAUUUCAUUUCAUUAGAUUUUUUUUUUAUACAAAGAAUUAUUACUUUACAAAUUGAAUAAACAAUAAAUUAUAAUUUUUAAGUGGAAGUCGUAAUAUCAGACUCUUUACCACCUGUUUGUGAUAAAUG